Molecule: messenger RNA, 513 nt
Organism: Metopolophium dirhodum (rose-grain aphid)
Lineage: Eukaryota; Metazoa; Arthropoda; Insecta; Hemiptera; Aphididae
Product: zinc finger BED domain-containing protein 5-like
Exons: 1
Coding region: 1-513 (170 amino acids)
Source: RefSeq, a predicted model, not a curated record
AUGCAAGGCCGUAACGAAAAUAUCCUAACAUCAUCCGACAAAAUUAUGGCUUUUAAUGAAAAAUUAAUUCUGUGGAAAACUCAAUUUGACCAAAAUAAAUUAACUAUGUUCCCACGAACUGCAGAGCGAGAUGUAGACGCCAGUCUCAUAUCGUUAAUUAGCGAAUCUAUGAUGUUACUGAAAGACAAAUUGACGAAAUACUUUCCCAGCAUAAAUGUUGAAGACUAUGACUGGGUGCAGAAUCCAUUCAGUGUAUCAGUUAAUGAGGUAAUUGGUUUGACAUUUGCGGAAGAAGACAAUCUUAUCUCACUGAAAAAUGAUCGAACAAUGAAGCUAAAAUUUAAAGAAAUGACGGUUAACAAAUUUUGGAUAUAUGCUCAAGCUGAAUUUCCUGAAAUAUCUAUAAAAGCAAUAACAAUUUUACUACCAUUCUCCACAUCAUAUCUAUGCGAACAAGGAUUCUCAGCAGUUACCACUAUAAAAAGUAAAAAAAGAGAAGACUUCGAUCCGUAG